Rotaria sordida is the source of this 999-nucleotide messenger RNA. NCBI's taxonomy places the organism in Eukaryota, Metazoa, Rotifera, Eurotatoria, Philodinida, Philodinidae. The record is from the annotation of a GenBank genome assembly.
AUGCCAUGGAAAGUAUUACCAUUUCAAGAUCGAAAACGUUCAGAAGCACUUUGCAAAUAUUUCAAAGUCCAUGGCAGUCCAAACAUAAUUGUUUUGUCGUCAUCUGGUGAAGUGAUUACAUCCGAUGGUUCUCUAGAAUUUGCUAUUAAAUAUGAUCUCGUUCUAUGUCUAUGGCCUCAAGGAAAAUCUCUUUUUUAUUCAUGUCAACUACGACCAGAUGAAUUUCAAUGGAAUCGCGUCCAUUGCGAUCAAUGUUAUAUGCGUCCUUUAGUCGGUAUUCGUUAUGGAUGUAUAAAUCGUCAAUGUCCUUUUAAUUUUUGUAAAAAAUGUACUGAUACAAUCAAACAUGAACAUCCACUGGUUGAAUAUCUUAUUCCAAAACGACAAUACUCAAUGAAUGAAUUCUUUGCAUUUGUACCUUAUUUACUCAGUUCAAAUAAACAAGAACAAAUCAAGACGGAAAUUCUUUGGAAAGGCGAGGCUAAAGCUAUUGGAUUUUACUUUUUGACUUAUCGUUAUUCAUUUAAUUGUAAUUUGACACAGAAAUUAAUCCAAUAUUAUAAAGCCACGCAAUCCACAAUAAAUUCAUUUCCAAUAGUGAUCAUUACAUACGAUAUAGAUCAACAAUUACCUGUUGAAUAUUGGUCAGAUAUUCCAUGGCUCAUAAUUCCAUCCGAUUAUUAUCGUUUAUUCUAUGCAUAUUUCACACCUCACGAAUGUCCGGCAUUGAUUGUCAUGUCGAUCGAUGGAAAAGUAUUGACACAUAUUGGCCAUCAUGAUAUAUUACGGCAAGGUUCAGAAGCUAUUCGAUGUUGGUCUCGUGGUGAAAAAGUAACUGUUUUUACACCGAACGAUUAUGUAUGGCAACAUGUUAGUUGUAAUAUAUGUAAUAUGAUACCACUGAUUGGAAAACGAUAUCAUUGUUCAACAUGUGAAGAUUACGAUCUCUUUUUUGCAUGUCAAUCGAAAGGACACGAACAUUUACUUGAACUAAUGUAG